Oncorhynchus mykiss (rainbow trout) is the source of this 5740-nucleotide messenger RNA. The record is from RefSeq and is a predicted model, not a curated record. NCBI's taxonomy places the organism in Eukaryota, Metazoa, Chordata, Actinopteri, Salmoniformes, Salmonidae.
AUGUAUCAAUCACAGACUACACCUUCCUGUAUCCCUCAGCUGAAAAUAUCCAGGUACGACAACGACCCUCUGACUCCAGAGGAUCGGAUGAACUCUGUGUUCAUUGACAUCGGUCACAGAACAUCUAAGCCCAUCGGACAGAACCAGGGAGAAACCAACUCCGAUUCACCACAAGACAAGAUGGAGGACAUAAAAAGCUAUAGACGCUUGACUCUACCAGUGCCUGAGGAUGGGAUCGUACACAUUGAGUUCCAGUUACGCAAACAAGUAGAGAUGCUUUUCAUUCAGGCCAUGUUCAUGGGCAGUGAGGAGAGCCUGGAGCUCUACAAUAGUAACCACUCCUCUCCCAGUGGAUCAUACAUCCAGAUCCAACGCCUCCGCUCUCCACCACAGGGUAAGAGUCGAGUCCCCCUGACCUAUGGUAUACCGUUGAUGAAAAUAAUACUUUUUUUGCAUUUUAUGUUCCAGAUUGGAAAACCUCUUCCUAUAUCUGUAGGGAGCACUUUCCAACUCACUGAGCUUCACUAUCUGGUGACGUCCAGGGGUCAGGUGGUGGCUGCUGGGACAGCAACCUCUCCCUCCUUCUCUCUGUCCCCUGCAGUAUCCUGGUCACCAGAGGCCUGCAUCACUGUGUUCUGUGUCCUACCAGAUGGAGAGAUCAUCAAUUACUCAAUGCACGUAUUCAUCAAGCCCCAUGGAGUCCUACAAAAUGAAGUAUAUCUGAGCUGGAGCCAUGAGAAGGUGAUGCCAGGUGAAGAGGUGUCCCUCACUGUCCUUGUGAUUGAACCUGGCUCUCUGGUCGGAAUCAUGGUGGUGGACAUGGAGGACAAGGACUUUGACUCUGGUGACAUCACAGAGGAGAAGGUGCUGGCGGAAAUGACUGAAUACCUCAAGGAGGAGAUAACCCUUCCCCAUAGUGGAAUAACUGGAGGGAACGACAGCCCGCUCUCCGUUUUCACGGCUUGCAACCUUGUGGUAUUAACAGAUGCCAGUUUACAUACAACUGGAGAUUAUCAGGAGACUGAAAUGGAUCAUGAGGCGGAGGCUCUCAUGAGAGAGGAUCAGCCGGAGUGGAGGCCUUCCAUGGGACAGGACUUCUCGAAGACCUGGCUGUGGCUGGACAUGAACAUCAGUGAGUCAACAACAACUAGUUUCCAUGUGGCUGUCCCAGACAGCAUCACCUCCUGGAGAGCAAUGGCGUUUGUUAUGUCAGAUAACCUGGGCUUGGGCCUCACCUUUAAACCACAGAAGCUGAUAGUGUCCACAGAUUUCUCCCUGUCUCUGGAUGUCCCAGAAUGCAUCACCAGAGGGGAGCAGCUUGUCCUCGAGGUCAACCUCUUCAACCAUCUAGAAGAGGACACGGAGGUCAUAGUGGUGGUUGCUGAGAGCUCUCGCUUUGAGUUUGUUCUGGCAGACCGAGACCUUGUUUCUAUGGUGAACGCACGUAGAGUGACGGUGGGGAGCCAGGGCGGCGCCACCGCUCUCUUUCCCAUCAGGCCUCUGGUUUUUGGAGAGAUAUUGAUGUCUGUGAAAGCAAUGACUGGACAGGCCACAGAAAAGAUUGUUCGUAAAGUGCUUGUGAAGCCUGAGGGUAAAGAACAGUCCUACUCAGAGACAGUGUUCCUGGAGGUGGUUCCGACCAACCAUAACCUGUCCAGACAGCUCCACUUCUCCUUCCCUCCAGAUGUAGUGCCAGGCAGCGAGAGGGUUCACGUGGCAGUGGUUGGUGAUAUCUUGGGCCUGUCCAUCACAGGGCUGGGCUUGCUGGUUAAGAUGCCUCUCGGCUGUGGAGAGCAGAACAUGAUCAACUUCGCUCCCAACGUCUAUGUCCUGCAGCGCUUGGCAAAAUCCAUCCAGCGAUACGAGGAGAUACGCAGCAAGGCUUUGUCAUACAUGAUGGAAGGAUAUCAGAGACAGCUAUCUUUCCAGAGAGAUGAUGGAUCCUUCAGUGCCUUUGGAGCCAGCGACACUUCUGGUAGUACCUGGCUGACAGCGUUUGUCCUGAGGUGUUUCCUGCAGGCCCGGUCCUUCAUGCAGAUUGACCAGAGUGUUCUCUCCAAGGCCAUGGGCUGGCUGGUCCAGCAGCAGGGAUCCCAGGGAGAGUUCAUCGAGAUGGGCAGGGUCAUUCAUACUGAGCUGCAGGGAGGCCUGGAUGGACCUGUCUCUCUCACCUCCUAUGUACUGGUGACACUGCUGGAGGACCAGGCCUAUGUGAGCAUGUUCCCCGGCAACGAGUCCCUGACCAGGAGCUAUCUGGAGGGCGAAGUGGCUAGCGGGGUGUCCAGUAACUACAGCCUGUGUCUGGCGGCAUACGCCCUGUCUCUGGCUAACAGUCUCACCGCAGGCACAGCCCUGGAUGAGCUCAAGAGGAGAGCUGAUAUUAGAGAUGGGGUCCAGAUCUGGCGGUCGUCCAGUGCCGAGGUGUCUGACUCAUGGCAGCCGCGAUCAGCAGAGAUAGAGAUGGCUGCCUACGUGUUGCUGGCGCUGUACAAGCGGGCUAGUGUGGUGGAGGCCAUCUCCCUCAUGAAGUGGCUGAGUCAGCAGAGGAACCACCUGGGGGCAUACGGGAGCACACAGGACACAGUGGUAGCCCUACAAGCCCUGUCUGUCUACGCUGCCUUUAGUGGGGCAGAUGCCAUUGAGCUGGGGGUCGAAGUGUCCACCUCAGUCUCACCUACAGUGUCCCAUUUCAACAUCAACUCCACCAACUACCUGGUACAUCAGAGCAAAGAGGUAGAUGCUGAACAAGAUUUACUCAUCAAUGUAUUUAUGGAGGGAAGAGGAUUCGCCUUAUUUCAGAUGAAUGUGUUCUACAACAUAGAUGACAGAGUGCUGUCUGAGAGGAGCCAUGAUGACACAGACCAUGAAGGUUUCUCUCUGGAAGUUGAAGUUUUAGAUGAUGAGGAUGACCUGGACCAUAUCAUGUUAUCCAUAUGCACCAGGCUGCUGGAGAGCCAGAAGAUAGCUCAGACAGGUAUGGUGCUGAUAGAUGUAGGUGUGCUGAGUGGCUUCACCCUUGCGCCACAGGCUGUUGCCACGGGUGACCUGGUCAGAAAAGUUGAGGCUUCUCCUGGGAAAGUUAGCCUCUAUUUAGAUUCAUUGACCACAACACAGGUGUGCAUCAGAAUCCCAAUGAUAAGAAACUUCAAAGUGUCACAUGUGCAAGAUGCUGUGGUUCAGGUGUACGACUACUAUGAACCAAGGCGUAAAGCAGUGAGGUCCUACAACUCCGAUGUGAUGCAGGACAUGGGCUCCUGUGCCUUCUGUGGGAGAGACUGCGGUCUCUGCAGGCAAGAAAUAAUAAUCUCGAGCUCCUCCACCGCCCACACAAAGAACACUGCCAUCUACUGGUUGGGAUGUGUACUGAUUGCAAUUACAGCUUUACUGUUAUAACAAUGUCAAUGUCUCCUGGACAGAUCUACGUAAACAUAACUGGCACCAUAGAAUCUAUGGGAUGUGUGAGAUAACGAGCAGCAGUAGUUCUGAUGUUGAGGUUUUUUCGUCGCUAGUUAUUUGGACAAAUCACGAUUUGGCAGGUGUUAGCGUCUUUAGAAUUGUGAAUGGGAGCGGACAUUCGGGCCGUGACUUGUAAAGAGAGAGGGUGGAGCUCCUGAUUCUAGCAUUUCUUCAUCACUUUUGGACCCAGAACUUAAUCCAGCAGCUGCCCAAUUACACAAGAUUUUAGUUUCAUGGUAACUGAGAUUGUAAUAAUAUAAACUGCAUAUUUUAAAAGCCGUUGUCAGAAGGCAAAAACUACCUGUAGAAAUAUCUAAUUAUUAUUCUAUGAAUAUAUUUUAUUUACUUUAGCCUUAACCAGUAAAUUGGUCAAAUCAGACUGUUUUAUUAGCUAUUUGAUGCGCUGGAUUUAAUGUGGAAUGUACUUUUUAUAUUUAUCAUAAAUCAGUUUUUUUUUUUAGCAACCUCAUUAAUUUGUACACAAAUAUAAACAAAGUAAAAUAAAUUGAGGUGAAUAUACAGUUUGCAGGACACUUAUGAGUUACGUGGCAGACUAAAUGGCUCAUGAUGUAACCUAGAUUCUGGAUGAUUGGCAACAGAAGACAUAAAGACGAUUAGGUUCUUACCCUCCACAUGUCUCUGACCCUUUGGAAGAUUAAGACAGACAUGUUAAGAUGAAGCAGUAAAUUAAGAUUUAUUCUGGCAGCACUCAACUUGACUCCAUGCAAAUGCAUCUUGUGGGAUCAAUCUGUUUUAGCUUACAGUGAUGUAUGGCACUUUUGGCAGCAUCUGGCCGUUGCGUGCACUGGACUCUUCUGUGAGUUUGUGUAACUCUUGCCACUUUAGGAGAGAUGUAAUCUCGUCCACCAGCCGGCUCUCUCUCUAUGCUCCAGCAAUUUGAGCCUGGCGACGAGGUUAUAGAGAAACCACGGUUUCUAUGGCUUGGGUCAGUCAACCGUAAAGUCUACCACGAGGAUGAUGAAAGGACUUAGAAGUGAAACUCUGUUUCAGGUGAUGUCUAAUCUCACAUGUGUAAUGUCUCUAGUAUCUGUCAUUGGGAUAUCUCUCGUCACAUCUUUAUUGUGAUGUAGCUCAAAGCUUGGGUGUGACAAGUUCCUGCUCUCUGGCUUUAACCCUGUAAUACCUUGCUUCUACCGUACUGGACAGCACCACUCUGUCAGAAUGACUGUUACACAAUCAUUAUAAACCUUCCCUGCUUUAUCUACAGCCAGCUGAAUGGGGAUAAUUAGUGUGCUGGCCAACUAGGCUUCCUCAGCUGUUUCUAUUCACAGACAGACAGACGGACGGACAGACCGCAGACUAGACAUAACAGGGCGUAGCGUGGGCAGCUGCUGCAGCAGGACUGUUCCAGGGCCUGUUCUAUGUCUUCGCACCAAUACCUUCCUGUUAGAAUAUGAUCAUUCCCAUAUCAUUCCCAGUGACUUCCUCUGAGAGUGGCUAACUGACAAUACCUUUGUCCAUAUAAUUUCUGUCCAUUUGUAAACAUACAAAACUAUUUAAAUCUACAGGUCAUGCAACUCAUCAGUCUCUGUAGCCUGUUGGCUGUGUGACCACCUAUAACUCCCAGAGCAGUGACACAGAACGGCUGCAUAUCAUACAGCGUCUAUUAAAAACAGGUGUGCUCACCAGAGGAUGAGGUUGUUAGUGUACACAGGAAAGACGGAUUCACAGACACGCCUUGCUCCUCCUGUGUUGUGGCGAGAUGCGAACACAUAAUAAUCAAAGACACCCUCUUAAAUACACAUGUUGCUCAGUCAGCUGUGACGGCACGCUGUGCCCAUGGGAAUAUAAACAAGGCAGAGGAGGGGAUGGGAACACACACACACACACACACACACAUUCUAAGCAAAUUUAAAGUAAAUACACACACACUAAUUCCACAAUAUUAACAUGCCAGGUCGCUGUGUACACAAGAAUGUUUUUUUUUUUUUAUGCAUUACCAAAUUACACUACAUGACCAAAAUUAUGUGGACACCUGCUCGUCGAACAUUUCAUUCCAAAAUCACGGGCAUUAAUAUGGAGUUGGUCCCCCUUUGCUGCUAUAAUAGCCACCACAGCUAAUAAACCACUAGAUGUUGCAACAUUGCUGUGAGGACUUGCUUCCAUUCAGCCACAAGUAUUAGUGAGAUCGGACACUGAUGUUUGGUGAUUAGGCCUGGCUCGCAGUCGGCAUUCCAAUUCUUCCCAAAGCUGUUCGAAGAAGUUGAGGUCAGGGCUCUGUGCAGGCCAGUUAAAACCUUGAGUGUAAGGGGCAGUAUUUUGA